Messenger RNA from Lutra lutra (Eurasian river otter), 3287 nucleotides. RefSeq names its product 1,4-alpha-glucan branching enzyme 1 (gene GBE1). Gene Ontology annotation, biological process: glycogen biosynthetic process. Lineage: Eukaryota; Metazoa; Chordata; Mammalia; Carnivora; Mustelidae. Gene Ontology annotation, cellular component: cytoplasm. The record is from RefSeq and is a predicted model, not a curated record. Gene Ontology annotation, molecular function: cation binding; 1,4-alpha-glucan branching enzyme activity; hydrolase activity, hydrolyzing O-glycosyl compounds.
CCACCAGGAGUUGUUUACAGAAGAAAAGCUGAGGGCUAGCUCUGGAGCCAAGUACGGGUCAGGGGAAGGGAGGGCAAGGCUGAACUCCGGCGGCGGCCGGGACCCGCCUGCCAGGACGGCCUCGGCCCAGCCGUGGCGGGGGGGACAUUGCGGAGGAAGGGGCAAGUCUCCUGGCCUUCAGGUGCUGGCCGCGUGAGUGGGCGGAGGCCCUGGGCGCCUCACCCCCUGCUCGGGAGGUGCGUCCGGGAAUCACCCUGGGUCCCGCUCCGCCCCGACGCCGGGGGUUGAGGGAGGGGGGGUGGCGAACGGCCGUUCGCUCCGGCUAUAAAGGGCCCUGGGCCGCCAAAGCUCGCCUCAGCGUCCUCCGGCUCCGCCUUCGCCGCCAUCCUCCCAGCUAGAGCUCCAGUUCCCGCUCUGGUUCCAAUCGACCCUCUCGGGCUCAGCUACUCGGGCUGCAGCAGAAGAUGGCGGCUUCCGAGGCUCCGGCCGACAGCUCUGAGGCGGCGCUGGCUGCAGCCCUAGCGGACGUGCCGGAACUAGCUCGACUUCUGGAGAUCGACCCGUACCUGAAGCCCUUCGCUGGGGACUUCCAGCGCAGGUAUAAACGGUUUAACGAGACCUUGAACAACAUUGGAGAGAACGAAGGUGGUAUUGAUAAAUUCUCCAGAGGUUAUGAAUCCUUCGGUGUCCACAGAUGUGCCGAUGGUGGUUAUACCAAAGAAUGGGCCCCAGGAGCAGAAGGAGUUUUUCUUACUGGAGACUUCAAUGAUUGGAAUCCAUUUUCGUACCCAUAUAAGAAACUGGAUUAUGGAAAGUGGGAGCUUUAUAUCCCACCAAAGAAGAAUAAAUCUCUACUUGUACCUCAUGGAUCCAAAUUAAAGGUAGUUAUUAGGAGUAAAAGUGGAGAGAUCUUGUAUCGUAUUUCACCAUGGGCGAAGUAUGUGACUCGUGAAGGUGAUAAUGUGAAUUAUGAUUGGAUACACUGGGAUCCAGAACACCCAUAUAAAUUUAAGCAUUCCAAACCAAAGAAGCCAAGAGGUCUAAGAAUUUAUGAAUCUCAUGUGGGAAUUUCUUCCUAUGAAGGAAAAAUAGCUUCUUAUAAACAUUUUACAUGCAAUGUACUACCAAGAAUCAAAGACCUUGGUUACAACUGCAUUCAGAUGAUGGCGAUUAUGGAGCAUGCUUACUAUGCCAGUUUUGGUUACCAGAUCACGAGCUUCUUUGCAGCUUCAAGCCGUUAUGGAACUCCUGAGGAGCUAAAAGAAUUAGUUGACACGGCUCACUCAAUGGGUAUUACAGUCCUCUUAGAUGUGGUACACAGCCAUGCUUCAAAAAAUUCAGAAGAUGGAUUGAACAUGUUUGAUGGGACAGAUUCCUGUUACUUUCAUUCUGGACCUAGAGGGAAUCAUGAUCUUUGGGAUAGUCGAUUGUUUGCCUACUCCAACUGGGAAGUUUUAAGAUUCCUUCUGUCAAACAUAAGAUGGUGGUUAGAAGAAUAUGGCUUUGACGGAUUUCGUUUUGAUGGUGUUACAUCCAUGCUCUAUCAUCACCAUGGAAUGGGUCAAGGUUUUUCAGGUGAUUACCAUGAAUAUUUUGGACUUCAAGUAGAUGAAGAUGCCUUGAUUUACCUCAUGUUGGCAAAUCAUUUGAUUCACACAUUGUAUCCAGAUUCUGUAACAGUAGCUGAGGACGUAUCAGGCAUGCCUGCUCUCUGUUCUCCGAUUUCCCAGGGAGGGGUUGGCUUUGACUAUCGAUUAGCCAUGGCAAUUCCAGAUAAAUGGAUCCAGCUACUUAAAGAGUAUAAAGAUGAAGAUUGGAAUAUGGGCAAUAUUGUGUACACACUUACAAACAGACGCUACCUGGAAAAGUGCAUUGCUUAUGCAGAGAGCCAUGAUCAGGCACUCGUUGGGGAUAAGACACUGGCAUUUUGGUUGAUGGAUGCUGAAAUGUAUACCAACAUGAGUGUUCUGACCCCGUUUACUCCAGUUAUCGAUCGUGGAAUACAGCUUCAUAAAAUGAUUCGACUCAUUACUCAUGCCCUCGGUGGGGAAGGCUAUCUCAAUUUUAUGGGUAAUGAAUUUGGGCAUCCUGAAUGGUUGGACUUCCCAAGGAAAGGAAAUAAUGAGAGUUAUCAUUAUGCCAGAAGGCAGUUUCAUUUAACCGACGAUGACCUCCUUCGCUAUAAGUUCCUAAAUAACUUUGACAGGGAUAUGAAUAAAUUGGAAGAAAGAUGUGGUUGGCUUUCAGCUCCACAGGCCUAUGUGAGUGAAAAGCAUGAAGCCAAUAAGAUCAUUGCUUUUGAGAGAGCAGGUCUUCUUUUUAUUUUCAACUUUCAUCCAAGCAAGAGCUACACUGAUUACCGAGUUGGAACAACGCUGCCAGGAAAAUUCAAAAUUGUGCUGGAUACAGAUGCAGCCGAAUAUGGAGGACAUCAGAGAUUGGACCACAAUACUGAUUUUUUUUCUGAAGAUUUUAAACAUAAUGAGCGUCCCUGUUCUCUUUUGGUGUACAUUCCAAGCCGAGUGGGCCUCGUCCUUCAGAAUGUGGAUAUGCCCAACUGAGGAGACGGAGUUUCAGCUUCACCAGAAGCCAAGUGUGCUUUGUUUCCUGUUCGCCUUGUCACAGAGCUUGUAAUGUGUAAGCUGGCGAAACACCGCUGUCUAGACGAAACAUCAGACGUCUGAAAUGUAAUAUUGGUUUAUGCAAAUGAACGUCAGACUUUGGCUAGAGGGGGGUAUGUUUUUGAAAUUUCAAGGAUCCUAGACUCUCUUUUUCCAGGCAUCGGAGCAGCUAGGAUUCUCAGAUGAAGUAUUCUGUGUGAUGCCUUUAAACAGCUUUUCUUUCUAGGCCAAUAUUUGAUCCUUAAAGUUCACAUAUGAAUCAUGUGUCAUGUAUGAUUAUUUCUGUUGAAUGUAUACAGUAUUUUUUUAAGAAGAAUAUUGGGGUACUUUAUUUGUUCUAAGUAUAUCUUGGUAUAAUAUAUAAAGCACCAAGGUUGUUACUAUGUUUUUUUUAAAUUGUGUUUAGAAAUACUGUAAUAAGUAUGUAGUAAUGUAGUAAUGAUAUAAAAUUAAGAGUUGGAUCAGAGAUAAUAUAAAACCAUUAUAAACUUGUCCAUGCUUCAUUUUGCCUAAGUUUUAUCUUGUGAUCUCUGCUUCAUUUAGUAUCUUGGUGGAUGCUGAUAUCUCCGUCUUUCUGAAGACCUGAAUUGGGAAUUGUAACAUUUCAGAAAACUCUUUUAUUGUUGAUCAAUAAAAAAUUUAAAAAAAAAUUUAAAAACUGCAAAA